Molecule: messenger RNA, 1182 nt
Organism: Papaver somniferum (opium poppy)
Lineage: Eukaryota; Viridiplantae; Streptophyta; Magnoliopsida; Ranunculales; Papaveraceae
Product: F-box protein At3g07870-like
Exons: 1
Coding region: 1-1182 (393 amino acids)
Molecular function (GO): protein binding
Source: RefSeq, a predicted model, not a curated record
AUGGGGAACUUUAAAAUGCUUCCAGGAGAUAUCGUCUUCAACAUCUUAACACGUUUGCCAACAGAAACAGCUGUGGACUGUAAAUUAGUCUCCAAAUCAUGGAAUAAGGUAAUCAGUCAUCGAUUGUUUCCUCAAUCUCACUUGAAUCGCCUCCUUAACAAUCUUGAUUCUGCUGGUAGUUCUGGUGGUAAGUUUACUUUGCUUACUGCGAAUGACAAUCCAAUCUAUGCGUACAGACUUUUUCAUUUCUUAGAAUUUUAUGAUAAGAAAUUUUCUUUAGAGGAUCAACCAUUUCAUAGAGUUACAAGAAUGAAACUAAACCCUGCUCCGUUUAAGUUCUAUUAUUUUUGUGGUUCUUCUAAUGGCUUAGUUUGUCUGAAUGGAUGCUAUGAUAAUGAGUGGGUCAAUUAUGAGCCAGUUUAUAUAUGUAAUCCCAUCACCAGGGAAUUUGUGUAUCUCCCAGCAUUUACGAGAAAACCUGGUCGUAGUGAACGAUUGGUGACUGGAUUUGGUUAUGUUUCUAAGACGAAUGAGUACAAGGUUGUGAGAAUGUAUAACCUGGAGAAAGAUCCCACUUCUUUACGCGUUGAGGUGUACACACUCGGAAGUGGUAAGGGAUGGAGGAACAUAGGGAAGAAAUUCAACAAAGAGCUGCAGAUGUUUAUUGGUAAUCAUGGUGUGCUUCUGAAUGGGUCUCUUUAUUGGGUGCUACAAGAUGGCAAAAUUGCGGUUUUUGAUUUGGCUAGUGAAACUUUUUCCGAAUUACCUGAAGGUUUUCCUAAAUCUUGGAAUAUGAGACUUUGGGUUUUGGGGGAUUAUUUGGCGGCUACACAUCGUGAUAAAGUUUCCAAGACCUUUGAGAUAUUUCUACUGAAGGAGAAUAAGAAGAAGAAGAACAAGAACAAGAAGAAGAAGGAAGAUGGGCCAUCAUUGACUUGGAUUAAAGAAUUCAGUUUAAACAAUGUGGAUACAUAUGAUUAUCUUGUCCUCACGGGUAGGGGCACAGUUCUGUGUCGCUCAAAGACACAGGUCCAAAUGUAUGACCUAAAUUCCUCAUCUUCAAAACUGCUUGUGGAUUUUGGCAGGGAUAAAGGAAUAUUUGAAGCAAUCCCACAUAUGCACACCUUGGUUUCAUUAAAAGCAUUAGGAGAAAAAAAAAACAAAAACAAUGGAAACGGUUGA